Molecule: messenger RNA, 386 nt
Organism: Sinocyclocheilus grahami
Lineage: Eukaryota; Metazoa; Chordata; Actinopteri; Cypriniformes; Cyprinidae
Product: protein strawberry notch homolog 1-like
Exons: 3
Biological process (GO): regulation of DNA-templated transcription
Cellular component (GO): nucleus
Molecular function (GO): chromatin DNA binding; histone binding
Source: RefSeq, a predicted model, not a curated record
ACUACAACAACAUCGGGAAGUUCUUGAACAGAAUUCUUGGUAUGGAGGUCCAUCAACAAAAUGCUCUCUUUCAGUAUUUCUCCGACACUUUGAACGCUGUCCUCUCUGAUGAUGCCAAGCAGCACUGGAUUGAUCAGUACAACUCCUCGGCUAACGUCUGCUCGCACGCGUACUGGCGAGGGAACUGUAAGAAAGUGUCGGUGGGGCUACAGUGUGAUAUCGGGCUGCGGUGCAGGACGUACUACGUCCUCUGUGGCUCCGUCCUCAGUGUGUGGACCAAAGUGGAGGGCGUACUGGCUUCAGUCAGCGGAGCCAACGUGAAGAUACAGAUUGUGCGUUUGAGAACAGAGGACGGGCAGAGAAUUGUUGGUAUGUUGUCAAACAAA